AUGCCGAAUCCACCAUCGUUCUCGGCUGAGGGCCUGCAGAAGCAUGAUCUCGCCGCAGCGUCUCGUCAAGACUACAGCUCCCACGAUAUUGACUCCGAGUAUGUCCCCGGCUGGAAUAGCACCGAUGCCAGCAGCUCACAGGCCAUUGACCCCGAUUCGGGCGUAAAGCGCGGCCUUAAGAAUCGCCAUCUUUCCAUGAUGGCCCUCGCCGGCAUUAUCGGCCCUGGUCUUCUCGUAGGCGCUGGUGGUGCGCUCAACAGUGGUGGCCCUGCGUCGCUGAUCAUUGGAUUUGGCGUGAUUGGCUUCAUUGCCUUUGCCAUCAUGCAGUCCUUAGGCGAGCUUACUACGCUUUACCCAGGAGGUGGUUCUUUUGUCUCGCUCGCUGAGCGCCUCGUCAACAAAUCGUUCUCCACCGCCGUUGGCUGGAAUUACUUCAUCAUAUGGGCGGCCGUCCUCGCCAACGAAUACAACGUCAUAUGCAGCAUCUUAGUGUAUUGGGCGCCAAAGGUCCCGCUCUGGGGCUUUUUCCUGAUUUUCUGGACUGUUUUCCUCGGUUUUCAGCUCCUCGGUAUUGAGGCCUUUGGCGAGGCAGAAUUCUGGCUAGCUCUUCUCAAGCUGCUCGGUCUGACAGCCUACUUUAUCUUUUCCGUUGUCUAUGCCUCUGGUGGCCUUGUUGGUCAACAAUCUGCCUUGGGCUUCCACUACUGGAACGAUCCAGGCGCAUUCAAUGGCAAUGGCUUCCGUGGUGUCGCCAAGGUCUUCAUCUUUUGCUCUACUUUUUAUGCUGGUGUAGAGUCUGUGGCUGUUGCUGCUACCGAAACCAGAAACCCUGGCACUGCGGUGCCUCAGGCCAUCAGACAGGUCUUUUGGCGCAUCAUUUUUGUCUACAUGGGGUCUGCGCUCUUCUUCGGUAUCACCUGCCCUGCCAACGCAGAAGGGUUGGUCGGCGGUGGCGCCAAGGCGUUGCAGAGCCCUAUGACAAUUGCUAUUCAAACCGCUGGGUGGGAAGGUGGUGUCCAUCUGAUCAAUGCCUUUAUUCUCAUCACUUGCAUCUCUGCAAUCAACUCGUCCAUCUACAUUGGCUCUCGGACCAUUCUGUACAUGGCUCAGUCCGGCAAGGCUCCGGGCUUUCUCGGCAAAGUUAAUAAGAUGGGUGUUCCUGUCUGGGCUAUCCUUCUCACCAACGCAGUCGGUGCCAUUUCCAUGAUGAAUAUCUCCACCGGUGCCGCGAAGGCCUAUUCAUACAUUGUCAACCUUUCCGGCGUUAGCACGUUUUUGGUAUGGGGCAGCAUCAGUUUCAUGCAUAUUCGGUUCCGCCGUGCUUGGACAACACAGAAACGUGACCUGAUCGAGCUUCCGUUCAGAAGCUUAGGGUACCCCUUUGUCGCCUACUUUGGUCUUGCAGCCAACAUAUUUCUCUCCUUGGUUCAGGGUUGGACAACAUUUUCGCCAUUCUCCGCGGCUGAUUUUGUUGACGCGUACAUUCUUCUACCGUUAUUCGGUGUCAUUUAUGUUGUUUGCAGGCUUGUCUGGAGAGAAGACAAGCUUAAGAGGAGCUGGGAGAUUGAUCUCGAUGGUGGCCGUAGAGUCGACCUGGACACUAAAGAUGCCACUAAGCACGAUAAGGGUUCGAAGCCGUCUCUUUGGCGACGACACGAAGGCAUCCUCACGUCUACCCUGUUUAGCAAUAAACUGUCGGCUCUCUGUGACGGCAACAAUUUUAUCCUCAAUGGUAAACACACCGGCCUCACACAUACAAGCCCCUUCAUGGAGCAAAAGAAGUUCAUCAAGUUCGGGCCGACCCGUCAGGCUUUUGAGUCCUACGUGCCCAUGAUUAAGGAAGAGGUUCUCGGUUACCUUGCGUCAGAGCCGAGCUUGCAGAAUGCCGCCUUAGCCGUGGACGUCUCCAACGGACAUUUUCAAAUCCAUGGUUGA
Beauveria bassiana ARSEF 2860 is the source of this 1935-nucleotide messenger RNA. RefSeq names its product amino acid permease. Gene Ontology annotation, cellular component: membrane. Bases 1 to 1935 code for a protein of 644 amino acids. Gene Ontology annotation, molecular function: amino acid transmembrane transporter activity. The record is from RefSeq and is a predicted model, not a curated record. The transcript is spliced from 4 exons. NCBI's taxonomy places the organism in Eukaryota, Fungi, Ascomycota, Sordariomycetes, Hypocreales, Cordycipitaceae. Gene Ontology annotation, biological process: amino acid transmembrane transport.